This is a messenger RNA of Onthophagus taurus, 870 nucleotides long. The record is from RefSeq and is a predicted model, not a curated record. NCBI's taxonomy places the organism in Eukaryota, Metazoa, Arthropoda, Insecta, Coleoptera, Scarabaeidae.
AUCAACUGGAUAAAAUAUCUCCAAAACUUAUUCGCACCAUCAAAAGUAAAAAUCGUCGAUUCAAUGAAAAUCAUGUACUCCCCCUACCUAGUUUACGGCGUUUUAAAUUUAUUCCACCAAACGGAACAAAGAAUAUUAAAAAAUUUCAUUAUGGUGCGCCUCUUCACUUACAUGGCCCCCGAUAGCAGCAAAUUCAUGCGGGAAGCUUUCGACACUUAUUACCGCAAACAAAAUUACGACGUUUUCCCCCGUUGGGAAUACUGCUUAAGAAAAAUAAUCGGUUAUCCCAAUCGAAUCGAUUACAGCAUGGCUUUAACUUACGAGUACCAAAGGUACCACUUUAACAUAAAUAAAUUAUCGGCUGCCGCUGAUUUAGUCGACGAUUUAAUGGCGGCUUUUGAGGAUAUGCUUGAAGAAGCCGAAUGGAUCGACGCGAAAACGAGGGGGGAAGCUUUGUUGAAGUUGGAGUAUAUGUACACUUUGUUGGGGUAUCCGGAUUACGCGGAAAAUGCGGAGUUGUUGGAUGAGUAUUACGAUGAUUUGAGGGUUUGUACUUGGGAGCAUUUCGGAAAUAGUCAACGAUCCAGGUCGUUUGAGCAAAGCAAAAAUUUUGAGUUGAUUGAGAAAGAACGUAGCAGAGAAGUAUGGAAUCUUUCGCCGUUAGAGGUAAACGCUUUUUAUAAUAGACCCAAUAAUCGCAUUUUGUUCCCGGUAAGCAUGUUGAAUUCGGUUUUCUUCAGCGGAAAUAUAAGGUAAUAACCAUAAACUAACCUCAAAAUUUUUGUUUUCCAUUUUGGGAUAUUUUCCGUAAUCUCGACACAUAUCCUGGUGUAAUACCUAGGUUGAAGUAAAAGUGGCACUUGAACUUAA